This is a messenger RNA of Grammomys surdaster, 5948 nucleotides long. It is a transcript of the gene Dcbld2, whose product is annotated as discoidin, CUB and LCCL domain containing 2. NCBI's taxonomy places the organism in Eukaryota, Metazoa, Chordata, Mammalia, Rodentia, Muridae. The transcript has 18 exons. The record is from RefSeq and is a predicted model, not a curated record. Bases 1 to 2592 code for a protein of 863 amino acids.
AUGAGGGGCGGUGGAGCUCUAGGAGAGGAGCUAACAGGUCGACAGAACAGACAGCGUGCGGGCGGAGGAGGCGUGGCCGGCGCGCGCGGGAGGGAGGGCGGGGGAGCGGGGCUGGCCUGCCCGAGAGCCGGUCGGGCUACGAGCGCGGCGGCAGCGCGUCCCAGCUCGGCCCCGGUGCCACCCUCCAGUCCGCCGCGCUCCAGCCUGGGGUCUCGGGGCGGGAAGCGCAGCGAAGGGAAGCGGGCGCGGGCAGCAGAGCGGAGGGGUCGAGGCGCGCUGCGCUGCCGCCCGGUCCUCGCCGGAGCCGCGCGCAGCCCGCAGGGUCCCCGAGGCCGGGCCGCGCCCGCCGCCACCGGCCGGGCCGCGCUGCCCAGCGCCGGCUGCUGUCCCCUCCCUCCUGGCCGCAACUCCUCCUCCAGGCCUCGGCUGCUCCUUCUGCUGCUCCUACUGCUCCAGGACGCUGGAGCCCAGCAAGGUGAUGGAUGUGGACACACUGUACUAGGCCCUGAAAGUGGAACCCUUACAUCUAUCAACUACCCCCAUACCUAUCCUAACAGCACUGUGUGUAAAUGGGAGAUUCGAGUAAAGACAGGAGAAAGAAUUCGCAUCAAAUUCGGUGACUUUGACAUUGAAGAUUCUGAUUAUUGUCACCUUAAUUACCUGAAAAUCUAUAAUGGAGUUGGAGUCAGCAGGACGGAAAUAGGCAAAUACUGUGGUCUGGGUUUACACAUGAAUCAGUCGAUUGAGUCCAAAGGCAGUGAAAUCACAGUGCUGUUCAUGAGUGGAAUCCAUGCUUCUGGGCGAGGAUUUUUGGCUUCAUACUCAGUUAUAGAUAAACAAGAUUUAAUCACUUGUUUGGAUACUGUAUCUAAUUUUUUGGAACCUGAGUUCAGUAAGUACUGCCCAGCUGGCUGUCUGCUGCCUUUUGCUGAAAUAUCUGGAACAAUUCCUCAUGGAUAUAGAGAUUCUUCCCCAUUGUGUAUGGCUGGAAUCCAUGCAGGAGUGGUGUCGAACGUGCUGGGCGGCCAGGUCAGCGUUGUGAUUAGCAAAGGCACACCAUAUUACGAAAGCUCUUUGGCCAACAACGUCACCUCCACGGUGGGCUACUUAUCUGCGAGUCUGUUUACAUUUAAGACAAGUGGUUGUUAUGGGACUCUGGGGAUGGAGUCUGGUGUGAUUGCUGAUCCCCAGAUAACAGCAUCAUCUGUAUUAGAGUGGACUGACCACAUGGGGCAGGAGAACAGCUGGAAACCGGAGAAGGCCAGGCUGAGAAAACCUGGGCCUCCCUGGGCGGCUUUUGCCACUGAUGAGCAUCAGUGGCUCCAAAUAGACCUUAAUAAGGAGAAGAAGAUAACAGGUAUUGUAACCACUGGGUCUACCAUGGUAGAACACAAUUACUAUGUGUCUGCCUACAGAGUUCUGUACAGUGACGAUGGGCAGAAAUGGACUGUGUACAGAGAACCUGGUGUGGAUCAGGACAAGAUAUUUCAAGGAAACAAAGAUUAUCACAAGGAUGUUCGUAAUAACUUUUUGCCACCAAUUAUUGCACGUUUCAUUAGAGUGAACCCUGUCCAGUGGCAACAGAAAAUUGCCAUGAAAGUGGAACUGCUCGGAUGUCAGUUUACUCUCAAAGGUCGCCUUCCAAAGCUUACUCCACCUCCUCCUCGGAACAGCAAUAACCUCAAAAACACUACAGCUCAUCCCAAGCUAGGUAAAGGUCGUGCCCCUAAAUUUACUCAAGCACUCCAACCUCGAAGUAGGAAUGAGCUUCCUCUACAGCCGGCACAGACAACUACCACUCCUGACAUAAAAAAUACAACUGUAACUCCCAGUGUAACCAAAGAUGUCGCACUGGCUGCUGUUCUGGUUCCUGUGCUGGUCAUGGCCCUCACCACACUCAUCCUCAUUUUAGUAUGUGCUUGGCAUUGGAGAAACAGAAAGAAAAAAACUGAAGGCACCUAUGAUUUACCCCACUGGGAUCGGGCAGGUUGGUGGAAAGGAGUGAAGCAGCUUCUCCCUGCCAAGUCGGUGGAGCAUGAGGAGACGCCGGUGCGCUACAGCAAUAGUGAAGUUAGUCACCUGAGUCCAAGGGAAGUCACCACAGUGCUGCAAGCUGAUUCUGCAGAAUAUGCACAGCCCCUCGUGGGAGGAAUUGUUGGCACACUCCAUCAGAGAUCUACCUUUAAACCUGAAGAAGGAAAAGAAGCAGGCUACGCAGACCUAGAUCCUUACAACUCUCCAGUGCAGGAAGUGUACCAUGCCUAUGCUGAACCGCUGCCCAUAACGGGGCCUGAGUACGCAACCCCAAUCGUCAUGGACAUGUCAGGGCACCCCACAGCCUCAAUUGGUCUGCCCUCCACAUCCACUUUCAGAACUGCAGGGAACCAACCUCCCACUCUAGUGGGAACUUACAACACUCUUCUCUCUAGGACUGACAGCUGUUCCUCGGGCCAGGCUCAGUACGACACCCCAAAAGGUGGGAAGCCAGCAGCUACCCAAGAGGAACUGGUGUACCAGGUGCCACAGAGCACGCAAGAAGUAUCAGGAGCAGGAAGGGAUGAGAAAUUUGAUGCUUUUAAAGAAAUUCUUUGACAGUGGUGCUGCUUUUUACAAAGCAUCCAUUUAAAGCACAUGGCUUUUUGAUUCUUAGUGGUAGUAAUAGUAGAAUGUAUUACGUAUCUGUCACUGAAGCGGUUAGGGGAAUGUGGUGACCGAGGUACAAGAAACUAUUUGCCUUGCCAUCUUGCUUUAAAGGUGUUACUGUGUGGCACAGUUACUGCUUGCCUGUUACAUUUCAAACAUCCUGUUUGUUACUACUGUAAAACACUAUUUUUAAUACAGAAAAAGCUCCCUAUAAUGCACUUCAAAGAAACUGAAAGUCACUGACUAUUUAUUACCAAUGCUGCAGGUACAUUAAUGAACUUGUGAUGGUUCUGUAAGCCUUGCUGGCAAUGAUGCAUGGUACUGUUCUUGAAAUAUCGAAUGGCUUGAAAUUCUCCCUUUGUGAAGGUGGGUACUAUCGUGCUUUCCUUCUCCUUUACUCCUGUAUUACUGUCUGCAUUCUUUCUUUGCCCUCACCAGCGUCAGUGCCCCAUGAGCACUGUUCUAGCUGUGGCCACGUACACUUGUCAGUAUCUCCCUAGGAAGGUACGUAGUUAGACCAUCCUGCCUUGCAGUGAGCUGGGUGACUGACUUCUUGUGUGCUGACACACCUAACAGUAUUUACACCUCCUGGUACAGGACUUGGUCUGACGUCUGCUCACCCCACCCAGGAUCCUUUGUGGUCUCGCUCCAGCCUGUGUUCAUAAAUGCUGGUGGCCUCCUUUUCAGGAAGCCAGCCCUCUUCUCCACAUGGAAAUGGGAGAGAAGCAACUUACAAUUUAGAAAAGCUAUAAAGGGAAUCUUCUGCAUCACUGAAGUAAUAUGUAAAUCACUUUAGGGAAGAAAUCAAGGGGAGAGUAAAAUUUAAUCUUCCUUGCUUUAUUUACAGACAAGCCCAAAAAUUUGCAAAUUUCCUGUGCAUACCAAGGUAAUUUACAGUUUUACGCAAAUAUUUUUUUAAUUUCAAUUCUCUUCAAGUAAACCAUUGUAAGAAAAAGAAAACAAACAUGAGCCAGGUCUGAUGGUUCAAGCCUGCAAUCCCAAGUAGCUAGGAGGCUGAUACAAGAGGACCCCAAGGUCAAUGCUGUAUAGUCUACAGAGUGAGUUCAGGAUUAGCCUAGGCCACUCGUAAAAUAAGGGGUGGGGCUCUGUCUCAGUGGCUUAGUGCUCGAGUACAGCAUGUGAGGCCAUCGGUUCAAUCCCCUCUACUACAGAAAGAAAAAAAAAAGACAAGAUGCGUUCUCCAGGUCUGCCUUCUGUCUGGGAAGAGGCUUAAGUGGUCCUUUGUGUCAGACCAGGUUGACAGAGAUGCUAUAGCAUUGGAAUUCCAGGCAAGGUACUUGGCAGUGACUGAGCACGACCUGUGCUGCACUCAUGUCAGGUAGGGUAAAUUAGACAUUGUAGUGGAUUAGCCUGUAGGCUGGGAAUGUGACUGAAGCAGCGCAUCAGAUGAAAAUAUAAACUAUCCCUCACCACAAACCUCUUUGUAGAUUUAGAGUACACUCGGCCAUCAGGACCUAGACGGCUUCUCAGCUUGUACCAUCCAGGUUGUAGAAUUGCCAAACUUCGCCAUAUUUGGAUAGUGGUAAACAGUAUUGACUUUGCUUCCUUCCGCAAGUACAUCAGUGUUUUUAAAACGUUGCUCAGAACUGUUUGUGCAGGCUCCCUGCCACCUCCUCAGAUGACUUCUGUUGCUUUUAUUGUAAUUUGCCUUUUGUCUUACAGAGUUUGAGACACAAUCUCACUCCUUGUUGAAAAAUCAGUGCACAUUUUGUUUCAACGGAAUGAGGCAACACCACAGAUGCUGAACUUACACUAAAACAUUUAAGAAUGUGUAGAGCACAUGAUGCAGUUGUCCCCUUUCAGGGGGGAACAGAGCAAACCAUUUGCUAUUUCAUUUUUAUUCAUGCUUAGUGGGCAGAGCGUAGACUUUUCUUUGAGUCUUAUACCUGUUGGAAGCUUUAAGAGACGUUCUGAAGAUGAAGUUGUUUUCCCAAAGAAGCCUGCUAUUUUGUAUAACUGUGUGUCCCAGAACUGUUAAGAACAAAUCGAGGCCAUGUUUGUUGAUACGAUGUGCAUUUCGAGACUUGGGUCCUAUGGCCACUGUUCUUGAAUUCUACCAAUGGUCUUCAUAAAAUACCUAGUUGUUAUGUUUUUCUUUUGCAGAUAAAGAGCUGAGCCUGAUUCAAAUGAUUUUCCUUCUGGUUUUGUACUUUUCCUCUUAGUUUUUGUAUUAUAGACUAUCUUAAGUUCCUAGUCACUCACAUGUGUGGUACGUCUUGAGAAGACAAUCAAGUAAAAUGUGAAAGUAACCAUUGUUGACCAAACCCCUUGGUUAUUUUGUUUUGCUUUAAUUCUUUUCUUGAGAUAUUCAAUACUUAAGUCACUGUGGCUUAUUGGGUUUCUCUUUCCCUGAUAAUAUGGUUGAUUAUAGAAACAUAAGAGACAGCAGUGUGGCAAGUGCAGCCUUGGGAGGUUUCAGAGAAUGACACUAACUUGGCUGUCACUUGAUCCUUGUGACCAGCACAGAUAAGUGUGAAUUCUGGUUCGCAUUUUAUGAAAUGCUGUUUGUAGAUCGCAGUAGUCCCUGUUGAGAGAAACAGGGCUAGUCCACUUAUUUAAUUAAUGUUUCACUGUUUGCACUUUCCAUUGAACAAUGGCUUGAUUUGCUGUUCACACAGAGAAUUUAUACAGUCGUGACAGUUAUCGUGUGUUGUGUGUGUGCAUCUCCUCUCCCUGCCCCAGGGGUGGAGCAUUAAAAGAAGUUGUAGCCAGAAAGCUGUGGCAGGGAAUUGAGUCAGAGCUUCCAUGCCUGGGCUCCAUAUUGUCACCUGGAGAGCAGCAGAGUGGAAAAACAAGACAGACAAGACCACUAGAAAGAACCCAGAGAUUCUGGGGGCACUGGGAGGUUCCAAAUCCUCCAUGGAGCACUGACAGGGCUCUGUGUAAAAAGUUGUUAAUUCUGCCUUUUGGGUUGAACUUGAAAGUCCUCGAACUGCAAAAAUCUAGGGAGUUGGAUGGUUAUAGGGUAUUUAGGUUAACUGUGGCACCAAUCUCAAUUAGACCAAUUUAUGUGUAGUUUCUCUCAUUUUCCAUUUUUGGCACUGGGAAUGGUGAAAAUAAAAUAUGUUGAAAUAAAUACAGAAGUGGAAAUGGCUCAAGUGUCAGUGAUAUUCUCCCAGAAUGUAUUUUUCUUACCUCGGCAUGUACUGUAGUCACUUGAUAUUUGUAUAUGUUGCUAGAAUUUAGGCUGUUGAAAAUAGUGAGAUUCUAAUGUGUUUUUUAAUAAAUUAUAUAUGUGUGUCUUGCUCAGAUUAUUUGGAUUAAAUAAAACAGCCUUGACGUCA